Molecule: messenger RNA, 1014 nt
Organism: Pogonomyrmex barbatus (red harvester ant)
Lineage: Eukaryota; Metazoa; Arthropoda; Insecta; Hymenoptera; Formicidae
Product: magnesium-dependent phosphatase 1
Molecular function (GO): acid phosphatase activity
Source: RefSeq, a predicted model, not a curated record
AAUUAGGGUACAGUCCAUUGUUACGGUGAUGUUACCAAUGUUUCGAAGCAUUUUUUGAUUGGUCAAUUUAUAAAAUUCUUCAUUCUGAUUGGUUAAUCAAACACUUCGAAACUUUUGUAGCGCUAAGUGGACUAUAGCCUUAGUCAAAGUAGUGAUGUAUUUGUUGGACAAUGAAAGGAAUUAUGGGUUAUGUUUACUCUUAUCUACUCUUACAAUGUCUUAAUUAUUUAAGAAAAAGAUAAUUAGAUGGUAUUUCGUUUUUGAAUAAUUUUGCCCAAUGAAUUAUAAUUCAAGUGGAGACCAAAUGGCGAAAAAGCCGAAAGUUAUUGUCUUUGAUUUAGACUAUACUUUAUGGCCAUUUUGGGUUGACACUCAUGUAGAUCCACCGUUUAAAAAAAGAGCGCAAAAUAAAAUAGUAGAUGCGCAUGGUCGUACUGUACGCUACUACACUGACGUACCUGAUGUAUUGAAACAGUUAUCAGAGGAAGGAUAUGAGCUUGCUGUAGCAUCACGCACGUCAGAAAUAAAGGGAGCAAAACAAUUGCUAGAUCUUUUUGGCUGGAAGAGAUAUUUCAAAUAUUUUGAAAUAUUUCCUGGUAGCAAAGUUACACAUUUCUCUAACAUUCAAAAGAGUUCUCAAAUUGAUUACAAAGAUAUGCUGUUUUUCGAUGAUGAGACUAGAAAUAUCACGGAAAUUGGUAAACUUGGGGUACAUGCUAUAUUAGUUAGAAAUGGUGUGAGUCAUCAUGUUGUGGAAGAUGCUCUGCGAUCGUUUAGCAAACAAUAAUGACUUAGUUUUUCAGAAAUGCAAUGCAACGAACUUCUGGAUCUUUGACAGAUACAUUAUUUAUAAAUUUCUCGAUUUCAUCUUCAGUUAAUGAAACACAUAAAAGAUUUUUGAAUGUAUUCAUGUCAAAAUCUUUGAAAGGACAACCACCUUCGUACGUUGCUCCACUAAUACCAGCCUGCAGUUUUACAAAAUAGUUUUGAUGAUAAAUUUUUAUACAUAAAAAA